AUGGCGGCGGCUGAGUGCGUAGCGGCCAUCGUUUGGGGGCGCGAAGGCGGAGCUACCUGUGAGGAGGAGCCGGCCGGCGAGCGCGUUUCGGGUCGGGCCGGGGCCGAGGUAGGGUUGGUCCGGAGUAGCCCUAGGUGCGAGAUCGGGGCGGAUCUCGAGCAGAAGAUUGCAUCUAGGGAUUCGAGCGUCUCGGCUUUGGAGCAAUUCAAGGCCGCCGGCACCGACCGGUAUAUGAAGGAAAGGAGCAGCAUCGCCGUUAUAGGUCUCAGUGUUCACACGGCACCGGUUGAGAUGCGUGAAAAGCUCGCUGUUCCUGAGGCGCAGUGGCCUCGUGCCAUUAGUGAGCUUUGCAACUUGAAUCACAUAGAAGAAGCUGCAGUUCUCAGUACCUGCAACAGAAUGGAGAUUUAUGUAGUGGCCUUGUCUUGGCAUCGAGGGAUCAGAGAAGUAACAGAUUGGAUGGCGAAGACUAGUGGAAUCCCUGCUUCAGAGCUCCGUGAGCAUUUAUUCAUGCUUCGUGACGGUGAUGCCACUCGACAUCUAUUUGAAGUGUCUGCAGGUUUAGAUUCUCUCGUUCUAGGAGAAGGCCAGAUCCUUGCGCAGGUCAAACAAGUUGUUAGAGUCGGUCAAGGGAGUGGAGGGCUUGGAAAAAAUAUUGACAGGUUGUUCAAGGAUGCAAUUACUGCUGGAAAGCGAGUUCGCAGUGAAACCAACAUUUCAUCUGGUGCUGUCUCUGUAAGCUCGGCUGCUGUCGAGUUGGCUUUAAUGAAGCUACCAAAAUCACAAUCUGUGUCUGCUAGAAUGCUUGUUAUCGGAGCUGGUAAAAUGGGGAAACUUGUGAUCAAGCAUCUGGCCUCUAAAGGCUGCAGAAAGGUUGUAGUUGUUAACCGGUCAGCUGAAAGGGUUGAUGCCAUCCGUGAGGAAUUGAAAGAUGUUGAGAUAGUAUACAAACCUCUUGAUGAGAUGAUGUCCUCAGCUGCUGAAGCAGAUGUUGUAUUUACAAGCACAGCAUCAGAAACACUGUUGUUUUUCAAAGAAAAUGUUAAACUCCUGCCUCCUGUAAGUGAUGAGGUUGGUGGGGUGAGGUUUUUUGUUGAUAUAUCAGUUCCUAGGAAUGUUGGGUCUUGUGUUUCUGACCUGAAGUUGGCACGAGUGUACAAUGUUGAUGACCUUAAGGAAGUGGUGGAAGCCAACAAAGAGGACAGACUAAGGAAGGCAAUGGAAGCUCAGACUAUUAUCACCCAGGAGUUGAAGAGGUUUGAGGCAUGGAGGGACUCAUUAGAGACUGUCCCUACCAUCAAGAAGUUGAGGUCUUAUGCUGACAGAAUUAAGGUUGCUGAACUCGAAAAAUGCUACCAGAGAAUAGGAAAUGAAGCUCUCACAAAGAAGAUGAAAAAGGCUAUCGAUGACCUCAGCAACAGCAUAGUGAACAAGCUUCUUCAUGGCCCAUUGCAGCAUUUAAGAUGUGAUGGUAGUGAUAGUCGUACUCUUGAUGAGACACUUGAGAAUAUGCACGCUCUCAAUAGGAUGUUCAGUCUUGAUACAGAUAAAUCAAUUCUUGAGCAGAAGAUCAAGGCCAAGGUGGAGAAAGCUCAAAACUGAAGAUACUGUGAUAUUUCUUUCAUCUGCACAUAGAUCAUUGUCCUCCCUGAGGUUGGUCGAAGUAUCUGCAUAUCUCACUCCUUGUUUCUCCACUCAAGCUGCCAGAUGAAAUAAAGGAGGGCUCAUUCAGCUUCUCGUUGAGUUCAUCAAAGUAUAUAGAGGGAUGGUAGAGGCUCUUUCUAACUCCAUGUCUAGUUCUGUCCAUUAUAUUAUGUGGUCAUUUGGUUUUAUGCAAUCAGUAAGUCAUUUGAACUAAUCUGUCUGAGAUUGGCAUCUGUUCACAGAUGGAUUGAUGUAUUCUAUCUAAAUCAUUUUCAACACCAUAAAUUUUGGUAAUAUUUUUAAUCCAGUGGUCUCUUUGUGCUGUUA
This is a messenger RNA of Asparagus officinalis (garden asparagus), 1971 nucleotides long. Its product is annotated as glutamyl-tRNA reductase 2-like. Gene Ontology annotation, molecular function: glutamyl-tRNA reductase (NADP+) activity; NADP binding. Bases 1 to 1602 code for a protein of 533 amino acids. The record is from RefSeq and is a predicted model, not a curated record. NCBI's taxonomy places the organism in Eukaryota, Viridiplantae, Streptophyta, Magnoliopsida, Asparagales, Asparagaceae. Gene Ontology annotation, biological process: tetrapyrrole biosynthetic process. The transcript has 3 exons.